AUGAGCUGCGACCGGCGACGUUAUGACGAUUUCAAUCUCCGGAAUCCCUACAUCGGCAUCUAUGGUGGUCACCGGAACUCUUUUCAUCCAAGCCGGCGCCCUCCUCUCAUUUCAUCUAGAAGGGAGAGCUCUUCUUUUUACUUCAGGGACAGAACUCAUCACAGAAAGACCACUAUCCAUAGGAAAUGGCGGAGAAGCUGGCCAUUCAGAUCCCCACAAUCGCGAGCCUGGGCCGAUUCUUAUGUGUUCAGCAGAUCUCGCCUUGCCCAGCACGAAAUCAAACACCAAUCCCUCGGCACAGAACCAAGCAAGAACUCUAGCUUCACCUUCAAAACCCAAAACAAGGAUUUCUGUCAAUAGAUCUUGGGCACUUUUCUCCUUUGCUGCUAACCGCACCAUUGAACUCUCUUCUGGCUCAAAUCCUAGAGGGGAAUUCAUUAAAAUUCAGGAGAAGAGAAGGGAAGGGAAGAGAUUCAUAUUACUCCCAUCUGGUCCUAGAAAUGAUGAUGUAAAUUUAUUCUUCAAGGCACUGUCUUUCUUCGUUGAGAAGGUCACCAACGCUACAACAUCUACAACGUCUUCCUUGAGAAGGUCAACGACUCCUUUUACAGCUCCUCAGGUUUCUGAUCCACCUAUGAAACUGUUGUGUGAUACUCCCUCUGUUCACCCCCCACCAAUCCACUCUCAAUCCACAGCUGUGGAAACAGAAACACCAGGAUUACAAUCUCAGACUGGAGAGGGGGACCUUAGCGAGGAGAACCCAAGCUUAGGCCGUGUGGAAGACCGUGGUCUGGAUCUUGAAGCCUCAGGGAACAACCCUCUGAAUCCAGGAUUUAACUCCAACCCUCUGAAGUCAUCAGGGAUGAUGAUAAUCCUAAAGAGGCUGAUAUUCAUCACAAGGCAGACAUGGGCAAGCAGAUUGAGCCUUUUCAGGGCUUACAGCCUUAUACAAUCCUCUACCCUCCUUUGCAAAGAUCAAGUCUCUCCCCUUUGGCCACCGAAUUCAUUCCCACCAUGCCCAAUUCCUUUGCUGUGCUAUUCAACCCGGGACAUGCUUCUGAAACCUCCCUAGAUCCUAUCCCAUUAGAAGAUCCAUUGGUAAAUUUAUAUGAAAGGAAUAUGGCACUCUACAACAAUGCCAUUGAGGAUUUGCCGCAUGAAAGAGAUGAGCCUCUACUUUACACACACUCGGAUGGAGAAGACAAAGUCUUUAUAGAUUAUAAACUUAAACCCCUCCAAAUUGACACUUCUACGUGCUCUAAGACUCCAUUAUUGCUGGGAAGGGUGUUUAAAGGUCGGAAAACCUACUCUCCUUCUCAAGUGGUCACAAGAAGUAAGGCGAGACUUCUUGCUGAAGGUCGAAAAAAGUCUCCUUUGGGCUGGUUUGAGGACCCAGAUGAACCAGCAAAUACCUUCGCAAAUGAAAUUAUACAAGCUUUCAAACAAAGCUGUCCGGUAAAAAAGGAGGUUACCCCCAAACAACCCCUUACCCGUAGCCAGAAAAAGAAAGCCAAAAAGAAGUUAAAGCUUGAAAAGGUAGUGGAACAAAAUUGGGACGAUUAUGAAGAUGACUAUCUCUAAAACUUAUCUACAGAAGGGUUUAUUUCUUGCUUCUCUCAUUUUGUGAUUAUGCAGAGGUAUGAUUUUAGAGGUAUGAAUCUCAGUGCAGGUAAUUGCUACCUAUGGUGAUUUAAAGUUUGUUUCUUUUGAGGCUUAGUAACAG
Messenger RNA from Cuscuta campestris, 1723 nucleotides. The record is from the annotation of a GenBank genome assembly. NCBI's taxonomy places the organism in Eukaryota, Viridiplantae, Streptophyta, Magnoliopsida, Solanales, Convolvulaceae.